This is a messenger RNA of Daldinia vernicosa, 1468 nucleotides long. RefSeq lists its product as uncharacterized. Bases 242 to 1156 code for a protein of 304 amino acids. NCBI's taxonomy places the organism in Eukaryota, Fungi, Ascomycota, Sordariomycetes, Xylariales, Hypoxylaceae. The record is from RefSeq and is a predicted model, not a curated record. The transcript has a single exon.
GGGCUUUUAGUGGCUGGAACAAACACCCCUUGGCAAAGUCCUUCGGCGCUCGGAUGUCCAAGAUAGACCGCUAUCCUUUCUUCCCACUUAGCUAGCCAACUACCCUCUUCACAUUCUCUUUCGUUUGUAAUAGGCUAGUCUUUAGCUUUAUGAAUCUAGUCGUGUUAUAGUCUUCAUCUACCUUGUGGUCAGUUUUAGGUUGCAGACAUCGAUUUUGACGUGCACCGUCCCGUCACUCGCUAUGCGUUUCCCUUACAUGUUACUGGCGCUCGUAGCCAGCGUCACCGCGGACAAUACAGCGCAAACAAAAUGGUCUGAUGAAAGGGAGCUGGCACUUAAAUCAAGAAGACCCCUUGAAAUUACCCAGGCACUUGCGGCAAGGCUAGCUUCAGUCGACAUAAAUCAUAAAGGAGUAGUUGUCUCUAGGGAUCCAGGAUGUGAUCCUGAUAGCGACGACCCCGAUCUUCCCUUCUGUGACAAGCUUCUCGAACAUAUAAAGGAGCAACAGGAGAAAGAGGAGAAUGAGGAAAAAGGGAAGGGGCCCGGUGACGAUGACGAUGACAAUGACGAGAACCGUCACAGCAGUGGGAUGAUAGCAGGAGCUGUAAUAGGCGCUUUCAUUGCACUCUUAUUUCUUCUGGCCGUGUGGUACUUCCUCCGUAUCCGACCUAGGAGGAGACAGCGUAUACUAGAGCAGCGCAGGAAGCAGGAUGAGCUCGAGAGCAACUAUCAAUUCUCUCCCCCGGGCGCACAUUUGCCAACUCCGCCAACCCGAUCCAUGCCCGGAAGCCAGGAUCCGUCUGAGCAUAAUGUCAGGUUCCAACGUACACCAUAUCCGGGAAAUGCCCCAUCUCCGUCAAUGACAAAUUCGUCUAUGUCUGGUUUGGCUUUGCCAACUCCGGCACUUACAUAUUCUCCAUCGGUCACAUCCAGCGCCGUAUCUCCAUUGUCCCCAGUACCGGCACACGGAUUAAGCGAUAAGCCUCCCGCAUACGCAGCGGUAGCAGCCCUCCAGUCUUCCGAGCCGCAACCCGAAGCGAGCGCAUACCAGAUGGGCCAAACUCCCAUGCCGUUAGAACCGCCCAUGUACCAUCUAACUGAAGCACCGAGGCCCGCUAUUAUGGAUAUAAAAGGGGAACCUCUUCCCCGAUACUGAGAAGAAUAAUUGUAUGAUGGGAGAAUGUGAAGCGUCGAGGCGAGGUUAUCUGUCAUUUCCGCAGGCAAGGUGUUCUAGUUCUGAAAUUUCACUGUGGAUAUCCCCUAAUAUUCAGAAGUUCCACUGUCUUUACUACUAUGUACUCGUAUUAGGAAAGGAUAUGGGCAUUGCUCAGGAGCGAGUGGCACAGAAGAAUCGAUACUUAUUUUUUGGGUUUUUCUAUAUCUGUAGAAAGGAGAGAGAAAAAGCGAUAGUUCUGAUUCUCCUUAUAAAAAAUGCCUGUAAAAUAAAUAAAUAAAUCCCCUGAAGAAA